AUGGGUGACCUCUCAUCUUUGACCCCCGGAGGGUCCACGGGUCUCCAAGUAAACAGGGGCUCCCAGAGCUCCCUGGAGGGGGCUCCUGCCACUGCCCUGAAGCCUCACAGCCUGGGCAUCCUCCAUGCCUCCUACAGUGUCAGCCACCGCGUGAGGCCCUGGUGGGACAUCACAUCUUGCCGGCAGCAGUGGACCAGGCAGAUCCUCAACGAUGUCUCCUUGUACGUGGAGAGCGGGCAGAUUAUGUGCAUCCUAGGAAGCUCAGGCUCCGGGAAAACCACGCUGCUGGACGCCAUGUCCGGGAGGCUGCGGCGCACCGGGACCUUCCUGGGGGAGGUGUAUGUGAACGGCCGGGCGCUGCGCCGGGAGCAGUUCCAGGACUGCUUCUCCUACGUCCUGCAGAACGACACCCUGCUGAGCAGCCUCACCGUGCGCGAGACGCUGCGCUACACCGCGCUGCUGGCCAUCCGCUGUGGCAACCCCGGCUUCUUCCAGAAGAAGGUGGAGGCCAUCAUGGCAGAGCUGAGUCUGAGCCAUGUGGCAGACCGACUGAUUGGCAACUACAACUUGGGGGGCAUUUCCACUGGUGAGCGGCGCCGGGUCUCCAUCGCAGCCCAGCUGCUCCAGGAUCCCAAGGUCAUGCUGUUUGAUGAGCCGACCACAGGCCUGGACUGCAUGACUGCUAAUCAGAUUGUCAUCCUCCUGGUGGAACUGGCUCGCAGGAACCGAAUUGUGGUUCUCACCAUUCACCAGCCCCGUUCUGAGCUUUUUCAGCUCUUUGACAAAAUUGCCAUCCUGAGCUUCGGAGAGCUGAUUUUCUGUGGCACACCAGUGGAAAUGCUUGAUUUCUUCAGUGACUGCGGUUACCCUUGUCCUGAACAUUCAAACCCUUUCGACUUCUAUAUGGACCUGACGUCAGUGGAUACCCAAAGCAAGGAACGGGAAAUAGAAACCUACAAGAGAGUCCAGAUGAUAGAAUCUGCCUACAAGAAAUCAGCAAUUUGUCAUAAAACUUUGGAGAAUAUUGAAAGAACGAAACACCUGAAAACAUUACCGAUGGUUCCUUUCAAAACCAAAGAUUCUCCCGGAGUUUUCUCCAAACUGGGUGUUCUCCUGAGGAGAGUGACAAGAAACUUGGUGAGAAAUAAGCUAGCAGUGAUGAUGCGUCUCCUUCAGAAUCUGACCAUGGGUUUGUUCCUCCUCUUCUUCGUUCUGCGGGUCCAGAACAAUGUGCUAAAGGGUGCUAUCCAGGACCGCGUGGGUCUCCUUUACAUGUUUGUGGGCUCCACCCCGUACACAGGCAUGCUCAACGCUGUGAAUCUGUUUCCUGUGCUGCGAGCUGUCAGCGACCAGGAGAGUCAGGACGGCCUCUACCAGAAGUGGCAGAUGCUGCUGGCCUACGUGCUGCAUGUGCUCCCCUUCAGUGUCGUUGCCACGAUGAUUUUCAGCAGUGUGUGCUACUGGACGCUGGGCUUACAUCCUGAGGUUGCCAGAUUUGGAUAUUUCUCUGCUGCUGUCUUGGCCCCCCACUUAAUUGGUGAAUUUCUAACUCUUGUGCUACUUGGUAUCAUCCAAAAUCCAAAUAUAGUCAACAGUGUAGUGGCUCUGCUGUCCAUUGCGGGGGUGCUUGUUGGAUCUGGAUUGGUCAGAAACAUACAAGAAAUGCCCACUCCUUUUAAAAUCAUCAGUUAUUUUACAUUCCAAAAAUAUUGCAGUGAGAUUCUUUUAGUCAAUGAGUUCUACGGACUGAAUUUCACUUGUGGCAGCUCAAAUGUUUCUGUGGCAACUAAUCCAAUGUGUGCCUUCACUCAAGGAAUUCAAUUCAUUGAGGAAACCAGCCCAGGUGCGACAUCUAGAUUCACAAUGAACUUUCUGAUUUUGUAUUCAUUUAUUCCAGCUCUUGUCAUCCUAGGAAUAGUUGUUUUCAAAAUAAGGGAUCAUCUCAUUAGCAGGUAG
Molecule: messenger RNA, 1956 nt
Organism: Chlorocebus sabaeus (green monkey)
Lineage: Eukaryota; Metazoa; Chordata; Mammalia; Primates; Cercopithecidae
Gene: ABCG5
Product: ATP binding cassette subfamily G member 5
Biological process (GO): cholesterol efflux; transmembrane transport; cholesterol homeostasis
Cellular component (GO): plasma membrane; apical plasma membrane; ATP-binding cassette (ABC) transporter complex
Molecular function (GO): ATP hydrolysis activity; ATP binding; ABC-type transporter activity
Source: RefSeq, a predicted model, not a curated record